AUGACUUUCGAGCACAACCACUCAGAGUCCAUGAAUGGCACGCCGUGGUUCCUCUUUGACUGCACCAUCAAUCUGGACGUGGACUACAAGCGCAUGGCCCUCUUCCUGCUCUACCUCUUCAUCUACAUGGUGGGCCUGCUGGAGAACGCGCUGGUCGUGUGGGUGAACUGGAGCCGGCGCCACUCCGCCAACGGGGUUCUCUUCUGCGUCAUCAAUGUGAGCCUGUCAGACCUGAUGGUGAUUAUGAUCCUGCCCGUCUUCAUCAUGGAGGAGACCAUGGACAAGGUUUGGCUGUGGGGCCGCUUCCUCUGCAAGGUCACACACCUCAUCUACAUGGUCAACUUUUACAGCAGCUCCUUCUUCUUGGCCUGCAUGACCCUGGAGCGCUACAUGUCCCUGACCAGGCCCUCGUCUCCGGCCAUCUUCCCUGUGGUGGGCCGGCGGCGCUGGGUGCUCUGCGGAGGCCUGUGGCUCUUCUCUUUUUUCCUGGCCCUGAUCGAGAACGUCCACGUGGACCUUCUGGAGUGGGACGAGCCCGGCUGCUACAUGAUGCCCGAGCACAACUACAUCGAGUGGUUCGUGAGCGUGGCGUUCCUGUGCUUGAUCUUCCAGUUCAUAGGCCCCGCGGCCGUCAUCAUCACCUGCAACGUGCUGAUUGCUCGAGCGGUUAAAACUGCCCCAGAUGUGCAGGGCCGGCGGGACGUGUGGCUGGUGCACGUGUACUCCCUGGUCUUCAUCAUGUGCUGGCUGCCCUACCACCUGGUGAGGUUCCUGAUGAUCAUCGACAACCUCGACCCCUACCUUUUCAGCUGCAACGGCAUAGAGCUCCUCUACUUCUCCUACAGCGUGGUGCAGUGCCUGUCGCUUUUCCACUGCGUCGCCAACCCCAUCCUCUACAACUUCCUCAGCCAGAGCUUCCGCAACAACCUGAUAAACUCGGUGCUGAAACACAUACCCAGAGAGAUGACUGUGGGGCAGGUGGGAGCGGGAAACCAGGCAGGUGCUACCAACGGGGAAGGCGGCGGCGGCGGCGGCGGUCCGGGGAGGCAGCGCAAGUUGAGUAACGUCAGCACAAGCCAGUCUGAUGUGGGAUCGUAAGAGAGGAGCUGAGGAUGUAGAGUCAAGAACAGAACUAGACCCAGUCUCUGAAAACCAGAGGCAUCAUCUCACUCUGGUCACAGACUCAGACAUUUGUUACACAACAGACGAGUUCACUUUCCUCUUAUAAUCCACUUCCUGUUUUUUUUCAUCAUGUACCUGAUCAGUUUUUAAAAAGGAGGAAGCAGGAAAUGAUUGAUGUCUUUUUUUUUUUUUUUUCCUCAAAGCUGCUUCUGUCCCACAGGAAAACAUGGCGGCACCAGGAAUGUGUUUGUAAACCAGCCUGUCGAAUGAGAGCCGUCCUCAUGUUAACAUCUCCGAGGACCAGUGUCUCAUUUUAAUAGCACACGACGGAGAAAUGUUUCUGUGUCCGGCUGUUGUUGUCUUUGAGUUCUGUUCAAAUGCAAUAAAACUCCCUUCAACACUGUUUGUAUCCAUCUGAGCUGGAAAACCUGAGCGGCAUCUCCAGGGUUUCUGCAGGUUGAAGUUAAAUUUAAAUUUUUUUUUCUAUGUGAAGGUAUGAAGGAAUAUUACAGUUACACUUCCUGAUAUUCGAAGAUAAAGUAGAGGAUGACACCACAUUGACUCUCAAGAGAGACAGUAGUUUUCUUUACCAGUAGUUGUAAUUGUUAUUAGUUCCAUGUUUGUAGUUUUAUUACAGGAUGUUAAUACUGAGAAAGUACUAUGACACAGAAACAAGCUAAACACGACGCCGCCAAAAUAUUUAUCUGAUAACAACAUGAAGGAGGUUGUCCUAAAUGGAUAUUAACAUAAUUAAAACCUACCUUAAUGUAUUUAAUAUGAGAUGUACCUGCUGAGG
Messenger RNA from Paralichthys olivaceus (Japanese flounder), 1918 nucleotides. Lineage: Eukaryota; Metazoa; Chordata; Actinopteri; Pleuronectiformes; Paralichthyidae. The record is from RefSeq and is a predicted model, not a curated record.